Messenger RNA from Anthostomella pinea, 414 nucleotides. NCBI's taxonomy places the organism in Eukaryota, Fungi, Ascomycota, Sordariomycetes, Xylariales, Xylariaceae. The record is from the annotation of a GenBank genome assembly.
AUGGCAACACAAGAACCCUCUAGAUCUAUGCUAUCAAACCUUAGCGCAUGGGGCAACUCCUCCAUGGCACCCACGGGCCUCGCAACCCUAAUAACAGCCCUCCACUUCCGCCCCCUACAAAUCCGCCCGUUACUCUUCGCGCCCGUCCUGCUAUUCAGCUCCUACGCCAACCUGCAGGGCUUCAAGAAGGACAGCGCGGGCAUCACGGCCGCCGCGAGCGGGACGUACGCGCUGCUGGCGUUCCGGCGGCGGGCCGGCGGGCUGGUGGCGAAGUUCAUGAGCGUGCGCGGCGCAGUGAGGGGGGCGGCUGUGGGGGUUGGGUUGAUGAACUGUGUUGCGGGUGGCUGGGUGUAUGCGAUGGGCGAUCGGGAGAGGGAGAGGGCUGAGCGGAGGGAUAAUCCUAGAUGGGGGUGA